AGCGUACGGCCAUGGCCCUCUUCUUUGGAGAUUGCAUUUCUCCUCGAACAUGAUUCUGGGUCAUCUGCGACCACGUAUAGCGCGACGUACAUAUCAUUAACACCAUGGUGACCGAAAGCGCAAAGGCUGUGGGUUACAUCCAGCAACUAGACGAGGCCCGCUGUGCCGGGCGAUGGAAAGACGUGCCCGAGCUGUGCAGAAAGGUCGAGAAGCAUGCUCCUCACCGCCGAUGCCUCACACUCACUGGUCGCGCGGAAGCGCAGAUAGCCACCUAUAUCAACCAGAGACCCUCGACCGCAGCCUCGACGGCAUCCUCCGGCUUCUCUCAGACCGCCCCGACACUGCUCAGCGCCAUCGAAGGAGAGGAUGAUCUGUCGCAGGAGGCCUUCCAGGCCAGUGUCUGCUUGGGAUGGCUGCACUAUGUCUUGGAUGAGCAUGAGUUGGCUGUGUCGCGCCUUCCCGACAGUCUCGACAAAAUUGCCGCUCGUAUCUCUGGGCAGGCAGCGUCACUCACUGGCUGGUCGAAAGUCUGUGUGGUCAAGGGAACCUUCUUGAAGGGCUCCGCUCAGGAAAGGAUAGGCGCUACUGCUGACGCCGUGAAGGCCUACACCUCUAUCCUGCCCUGGCUGUCAUCGCAAACCGGAGAGUCAGCACAAUUCAGAAUGUGGACAGAAAGCCUCCUCGGCCGAUUGUGUCAGCUGUCAGAUCAGAGCGAAGGCAGCAGCGGCAUCAUUGGACCCGUUGAUGCAUUGCAAACCUUCAGAGCGUUGGCCAGAUUUUCCGAGGGAGGACGAAGCGCUGGCUUCGACUCUGCAGGCCACGCCCAGUCCCAUCGUCUGGCCUGGAAAUCGUAUUACAACACACUGUCGACCAUCAUCCGCCACGAACUACCCUACGAAGCAGGAACAAUACAAGCACCUACCGAGAAGCCCGCAGUUCAUGAUCGAACUCCCUUGCGGUUACAACAGCGGGCAGAAUUGAAGCGUGUAGAGACCUUUUACGAGAAUCUUCUGAUCAAAGAGACACACUUCCCCAAAGCAAGCGAAAGCAAUCGCGAGAUCGAAGUCUGGGUAGAAUCCGUCAUUAGCAACUGGCGCAUACUUUGCGGCGCGUCAUGGACCGACAGCGACCUAGGCGAAGGCGGGAAAGAAGGAAUUGGACGCAGUGUCAUCGAUAUUUUGUAUCGAGCCGCGACCAAGACCUACCACUCUACGCAGAUCUUGCGCUAUCUUUUUAUUGUACAUGCAUCUUUGGCCGAAUUUGAACUGGCUUUCAAGGCGUACGAUUCGUACAUCGAGAUCGUGACACGAGGCAAAGAUCGAGCGGAGCAAGAGGGCGAGACAGACGAAGGGGUCGACGACGACAGCACUUUUCUUCGAACAUCGGCUGAAGCGAUACGGCUGCUGUGUCGCUUUGGUUGCCGCAAAGAAGCGGAGAAGGCUAUUGAAAUUGGGCGAAACCUCGAGACAUGGCUGAACCACUACGAGGACAACAAGCCAGCGACUGGUGCCAGCGAGGUACCAGCGAAACGAGCACUGGUCGAGCCCACAGCGCUGGCUAUCGCAUACUGUGCUAUUGGUGUUGCACAGGCGCAUUGGGCGCAAUUCACUUACGAUGCGGAUGCACGAGCCGGCAUACAAGCCAAAGCCAUCCAUUUCUUACGCAAGUCACUUUCGCCGACUUUUGAGGAUCCCAGCAAUGUUGAUGCGCUGUACGCUCUAGCCGCCGUGCUUGCAGAGACAAGGGACAUUGCUGGAGCCAUUAAGGUAGCCAAACGUGCGCUUUCCUCUGCUACGAAAACACAGGCCGCCUACAGCACAGACGGCGUCCUAUCGAGUGGAUCAGCCACUGAGUUCGGCCGUGAGCGAAAAUUGAUUCCCCUAUGGCACCUCCUUGCCCUACUGCUAACAUCGCGUUCCGAAUACACCGCGGCGGAGAAGGCUUGCGAGGCAGCGUUCGCGCAGUUCGGAGAUCCAACAAUUUUGUUCGGAACAGAUGCCGGGACGAGCCGCAGUGAGCAUUUGCAGGACGCCAAUGGACACAACGUCAGCACACCUGGCGUUGUCGACCGUAUGGGCAACUUCGAGAAGAGCGGCAUUCUACAAAUCAAGAUGACCCAACUGGCGCUCAUCGAAGUCACUGAUGGUACCGUAGCUGCUGUCGACGGAUGUGACGAGCUGCUUGCGCUCUAUGGUAGACUUUUCGGUUCGCCCGCUACCGAGAAGGUCAACCUAGAAGUCCCAGCGACCCUGACGCCACCGAAAAGCAGCGCUGGCACAACGAAGGGAAGCAUUUUCCGUGGUCGCGGCUCCAUCAGGACACAGAAAGAUACAUCUGCGCGUAGCUCAGCAGCAGGGCUGCCAGCGCCUGCCAUUCAAGUCACCGACGAGAGAUCGGUACCGCAAGCAAACGGGCAUCAUCAUCAUCAUUUUCCUCACUUGAUUCAUCACCAUAAACAUGAAGAUGGGCAGUCGAACGUUGCCCGGAGCUCAAGCAAGUUGAGGAAACGUAGUACUAGCCUCGGCCGACGAUCUGUGGCAGGGAGCAGCCAGUCAGUAGAAGUGCCGCCCCUUCCUGAGAGCGCAUCAAAUGGAACUCUUACGCGAAGUAACGCCCCACGACCGUUGUCCUCGGCGAGCUCACCUAGGAAGUCGAUCGAAAGCAGCGAGACACCACUCAGGCCUGUAGCGCACAACCUGCCCCAUGCUUCACCUCCCCAAGGCCAUGUGCAUCAGCCUCCUCGACAGGAUACUCGUCUUCCAACUCCGUUGCCCGAUGCCAACUACAUUCCGCCGGACCCUCGCUUUUCUAAGCUCCAGGAUCGACGGCAGAAAGUGUCGUUACUGGUUGACAUUUGGAUCUUCACAGCCGGUUUGUAUGCCCGAGCUCAAGUAUUCGAGGAUGCGAGAGAAGCCGUUACCGAAGCCCUGAAGCUGGUAGAGACUUUUGAAAAUGAGCUCUCACUUGAGUUCUCCACAGCCAAGGCACUCGCCGACAGAGGCUGGGGAGGUGGGAAGAGUGUGGAGGGGCUCUGGGCAGACGCCUACAAUGCUCGCGGUGAACUACUUGUAGCCCAGUCCCUGAAACAUGAGGCCCGUGCUGAUUUUGAGCGCGCACUUCUUCACUUUCCCGAUCACCCGCAGGCUAUUGUGGGUCUCUCUAAUGUUCUGCUCGAUAUCUACAGCCAGGACAUUCCCAUGGAGCCCACCAAAGCCACAGAGAUAACUCCGCUGUUGCCAGCACAAGCUCCACCGUCAUCUGGGAUAGCGACAGAAGCGGAGCCCAAGAAACACCACCUCACAUCUCACAUCCCAUCCGCCGAGAACCAGCUCUCUCCACCUGAGCUCAGCCGUCUUGCUGCUCGCGACCGCGCGUUCAGCUUGCUGUCCACGCUCACGAAGCUUGGAGCAGGGUGGGACUACUCGGAGGCAUGGUACGCACUUGCAAGGGCAUACGAAGAGGGCGGGCAGAUGGAAAAGGCAAAGGAAGUUCUAUGGUGGUGCGUUGAGCUUGAAGAUACACAUCCAGUGCGGAAUUGGAGAAGCGUUGCUUUGGGAGGGCUCGUAUUGUAGAAUAGAGGUGUAGAGCAGACUGGCGGCACAGAACAAGCCCAUCUGCAAUUACUAAGCGCUUGCAGUUGGAUAACACGUUGUUAUUACCUCUCAUUCGUAUGUCUGUACAUAGAGGCUGUGAUGUACCUCGUUAAACGCACCGGGAGGUGGGCGCAAGUGGUCCCUACGCGGUCCCGACAUCACGGCUCGACAUGCUAUAUAGUUCC
This is a messenger RNA of Didymella exigua CBS 183.55, 3778 nucleotides long. RefSeq names its product TPR-like protein. The record is from RefSeq and is a predicted model, not a curated record. Bases 105 to 3572 code for a protein of 1155 amino acids. The transcript has 6 exons. Lineage: Eukaryota; Fungi; Ascomycota; Dothideomycetes; Pleosporales; Didymellaceae. Gene Ontology annotation, molecular function: protein binding.